GCCCUGCACUUCAUCCUGGGGCUGACAUUUACCGAUUGCACAUUGAUAUGAAGGGCAUUGCAGAUCUCCUCGACUCCGACAUGGAGGAGGCGGUACCUUUUAUCGACGAAAAUUCGAUUCUGUCCUCCGCCUCCGACGCAACCGAUGCCACUACCACGAAAACGGCACAAGGGAAACGAGGCAAAAAAAGACAGCGCGUCACAAUGCCAACGAAAGUAAAGUCGAAAGUACAGAAGGGUGCCCCAUCAGAGACCAAAAAAGCCUCUUCUAGACAGACCGCCGGCGUGAAGCGCAAGGCGGUCGAGGAUGCUUCAAACGACCAAGAUUCCACUGGCAACCUCGAUGAGUCGCUAAGAGAUUCCGAAGCAGAGAAGCAACCAAUCGCACCGAAAGCUAAAAGAGGAAAGCGCACGAAUAACAAAGUAAAAGCAGCACCCGAGGCUGUGGAAGCCGUUGAGAACGAAGAUCAGUUAAUAGAGGUAUCACCUGUGGCAGUGCGUUCAAAGCAUGCCGCAGCCCGAACGAAGAAAGAAGCGCCAAAAGUCUCUGCCAAAGCCACCGCUCCCACAAAGUCGAAAGCGGCCUCACAACCUCAAUGUGUUGUACUGGAACCGCAGCAUGACGAGACGGAGGAGAUAACCGAAGAGUUGGAAGUUGUCAGAGCACCGAAAGGGAGAGCAAUUGCGAGAGAUACAUCCAGAACAAGGCAAGAUCCGCCUUACCGAAGGCGAGCCGGGAGUGCUUCCGAUACUGAACGGGGUGACCCUAACCUCCGGCGUAAGCUGGGAGACGUCACUCGCAAAUUCGAGAAUGUGGAUUUGAAAUACCGUAACCUCAAGGAAGUGGGCAUCCACGAGGCAAACGCGAAUAUGGAAAAGCUACGCAAGCAAUGUGAUGCAACGAUACAGGCGUCAGAUGACCUGGUGGCAUCGCUCAAGAAGGAGCUGGCUACGCAAGCGCCAUUGGCGCACGAGGCGCGCAAGCUCCGCAAACAGAUACAGAACCAGGAAGCAGAGAUGGAACGGAUGCGCGACGCGGCUUUGCAGCUUUCGACGUCUCUUGCUGAUGCACAAAACGAGAUCAAAGGCCUGCAAGCUAAGUUGGUGGCAGCACGAGCAUCAUCGGUUGACAACCCAAAACCUCCUAGCAGCGCGAUGAAAAGUACUGCACAACGCCAUUUCUCAGGAGAAGCUGCUCAGGCCACGCAGGUCGCACAAAUGAAGGAGGAGCUGUACAGCGACCUUACGGGUCUCGUUAUUCUCAACGUGAAAAAGACAGAAGAAGGUGAUACGUACGAAUGCAUCCAGACUGGCCGUAAUGGGACGUUACAUUUCAGACUGUUUAUCGACCAGGAAAUUGCAAAGGGCACGAGUUUCGAGGAAACAGAGUACCUGUACACGCCGCUGCUGGAUCGCGACCGAGACCACGAGAUGAUGAAAUUAAUGCCUAGCUAUCUGACCGAGGACAUUACUUUCGCCAGACACAAUGCAGCCAAGUUCUAUGGCAGGGUGGUGGACACUAUCACCAAGAAAAGGGGGGACGAAUGAACGAGUUGUACGAUACGAAGUUAUGCCCUCCUAACGUGGUUUUGGAUCGCACCUUGAUCCUGGAAAUGGUUCAGGUGUUCUGUGGGCUGAAGAAUAUAUUAGGUCAAUUUGGAGAGUGGCGAUCGUCUGCUACGGUGGCGAUCAGUCUUCGGGUGUAUCAUGACACGGAUUGGAUAUAUGCCAUAGUGCUUAUUGCAUUGUCUGAAAGACCAUAUUUUGCAGCGGUCAUGAAGCUGGAGGAAAGCUGGAGGACCAAGGUGCACUCCUGAGGACGAGGCGGCGGAACGCGGUUUCUCCGCAUCCCG
Molecule: messenger RNA, 1852 nt
Organism: Cladophialophora immunda
Lineage: Eukaryota; Fungi; Ascomycota; Eurotiomycetes; Chaetothyriales; Herpotrichiellaceae
Exons: 2
Coding region: 48-1547 (499 amino acids)
Biological process (GO): attachment of mitotic spindle microtubules to kinetochore; meiotic sister chromatid segregation; homologous chromosome segregation
Cellular component (GO): mitotic spindle; nucleolus; monopolin complex
Molecular function (GO): protein binding; microtubule site clamp
Source: RefSeq, a predicted model, not a curated record